This is a messenger RNA of Carcharodon carcharias (great white shark), 1605 nucleotides long. It is a transcript of the gene cdkn1cb, whose product is annotated as cyclin-dependent kinase inhibitor 1Cb. The transcript has 3 exons. NCBI's taxonomy places the organism in Eukaryota, Metazoa, Chordata, Chondrichthyes, Lamniformes, Lamnidae. Bases 228 to 848 code for a protein of 206 amino acids. Gene Ontology annotation, cellular component: nucleus. Gene Ontology annotation, molecular function: cyclin-dependent protein serine/threonine kinase inhibitor activity. The record is from RefSeq and is a predicted model, not a curated record. Gene Ontology annotation, biological process: regulation of cell cycle.
GGUGCUGCAGAGAAACAUCGCAAACGCGGCAGUGUGGCAGUCAGAGCGCUAUCCCUCUCCUCCUGUUAAAAAAAACCCUGCCCCAGGGCUGUGCUUCUUGUUGCAUUCACUGUAUCAGCAACCACUCCCUACUGUUUGCAGUAGGAGCCCCGCUUCCCCCUCCACUCCCCCUUCUUACUGCCGCUGCUGCUUUUUUCUCCGCUCUUGGCAUUUCUAAGCGAAGCGCAAUGUCCAGCGUGCAGCAGCUCUCCAUCGGCUGCCUGGAGAGGAUGGCGGCCAGGAGAACCUACCCUCUCCACGCCAGGACGGCCGUGUGCAGGAGCCUCUUCGGACCCAUCGACCACGACGAGCUGCGCCGGGAGACCAAGAGCAAACUGCGGGAGAUCAGCGAGAGGGACCGGAGGAAGUGGAACUUCAACUUCGCCACCGACACCCCGCUGCAGGGAGGGGAGUACGAGUGGGAAGAAGGCGAGGACGCGCCCGCUUUCUACCGGGAGAGCAUCCAGAGGGGAAAGGUCCGACUGCAGUGCCCGGCUCCAGAGUCCUGUAACUCGGACACCAACAGCAGCGAUUCCGCCGGCCUGGAGAGCAGGGACUCGCCCGACAUGGUCGACCGAUUGUUAGGACUGGAAAGCAACGAGACGAACCAGGAAAACCGAUCGGAUAACUUGCACUCAGGAAUUAAAGCAGCCAGAGGGUCGUCUUACUUGCGCAAAAGGGGAUCCACGGCACGCAUCACAGAUUUUUUCGUCAAGCGAAAGAAGACGAUCGUAUCUAAAGUUUCCAGUGAGAACGGGUCUUUUUCUGGGAUGCCGGGGGAACAGGCUGCACGCAAGAGAAUACGAUAAAAAAAGGGGGAGAACCCAGAAGGACAAAACAAAAAUAUUUGCACUCCACUCUUAAUUUUGGUUACUGAAAGAAGUGGCUGACAGCGACGAUCACCAUCUUGACUACUGCUAAGGCUGAGCAAAAGAAAGGACACUGAUCCGAAAUUCAGAAGAACGAAGGAUUGACCGUCUUUCGAAUAUAUGAAAUGAACACACAGUACAUGUAGCAAACCAACUCCAGUGGUGGAAGAACCACUGCAGCAGUGUUAAGGAGCACAGCGUGCAAUGUAAACCUAUCCAGUUGCAUUGUGUAUCUACACUGGCCAAACGUGUAAUGAUUCACAAUGGGUAUAUUACGGGCAAAAAUAAGUUCUAAAUAGUGCUCUGCUGAUAUCUCUCAGUACAACUUGAGAUGUAUAUUUGUAAAAUACAAAAGCUUAUACUAACUUAUAUUUCCUAUUUAUGUUAAAAAUGGUUUUGACCAGUUGUGGCACCCGAUGAGCUCCCUUUGUUGUGGAACAAAAGGGCACUCUUGACUUGCUUUAUUUACAAAAUAUGUAAAUAUGUUUUUUUAUUUUUGUAGUUUGUGUCUUGCGUUCACAUGUUUGUAGCUGAAAUGUUUAGGUUACUUGAAGGUGAGCAUAGGGUCCCAUUUUGUUUAUUUUUUGUUUCUGAGCCAUUCAUGUGCCACUGCCACUUUUCGUGUGUUGGUAAAAUUUGGAAAGACAAAAAUUGCAUUUCUUGUUUCCGCUGAAUAAAUGGAUACCAUUUAAUUAUA